AUGGGGGUGCUGCAGAUGAGCCAGGAAAUAGAGCGACAGAAGCUGGUGGCUGGGGGUCAGUUCCAGGUGGUCAAGGAGCCCCUUGGCUUUGUGAAGGUGCUGCAAUGGGUCUUUGCCAUCUUCGCCUUUGCCACAUGCGGCAGUUACAGUGGGGAGCUCCAGCUGAGCGUGGAUUGUGCCAACAAGACCCACAGUCUCCUCAGCAUCGAGGUUGAAUUCGAGUACCCCUUCAGGCUGCACCAAGUGUACUUUGAUGCACCUGACUGCAGAGGGGGCACCUCCAAAGUCUUCCUACUAGGGGACUACUCCUCAUCAGCGGAAUUCUUUGUCACUGUGGCUGUGUUUGCCUUCCUCUACUCCAUGGGGGCUCUGGUCACCUACAUCUUUCUGCAGAACAAGUACCGAGAAAACAACAAAGGGCCCGUGCUGGACUUCCUGGCCACGGCAGUGUUUGCCUUCAUGUGGCUGGUUAGCUCGUCGGCAUGGGCCAAGGGGCUGUCGGACGUGAAGGUGGCCACAGAUCCAGACAAAAUUAUCAAGGGGAUACCUAGCUGCCAGCAGAAGGAGAAUACAUGCAAGGAGAUAAGAGACCCUGUGACCUCCGGCCUCAACACCUCCGUGGUGUUCGGCUUCCUGAACCUGGUGCUCUGGUUUGGCAACCUGUGGUUCGUGUUCAAGGAGACCGGCUGGUCCGCCCCAUUCCUACGCGCGCCUCCCGGCGCCCCUGAGAAGCAACCGGCGCCCGGGGACGCCUACGGCGAGGCGGGCUAUGGGCAGGGCCCUGGCGGGUAUGGACCCCAGGACUCCUACGGGCCCCAGGGCGGCUACCAGCCCGACUACGGGCAGCCCGCCGGCGGCGGUGGCGGCGGCUACGGGCCUCAGGGCGACUACGGGCAGCAAGGCUAUGGCCCUCAGGGUGCGCCCACCUCCUUCUCCAAUCAGAUGUAG
Molecule: messenger RNA, 948 nt
Organism: Miniopterus natalensis
Lineage: Eukaryota; Metazoa; Chordata; Mammalia; Chiroptera; Miniopteridae
Source: RefSeq, a predicted model, not a curated record